Molecule: messenger RNA, 1036 nt
Organism: Lucilia cuprina (Australian sheep blowfly)
Lineage: Eukaryota; Metazoa; Arthropoda; Insecta; Diptera; Calliphoridae
Product: PSME3-interacting protein
Exons: 4
Coding region: 150-917 (255 amino acids)
Cellular component (GO): nucleus
Source: RefSeq, a predicted model, not a curated record
CAGCUCUAACAAAUCAAAAAGAAGAAGCAUCAAAUGUGAUUUUUGUGUUUUUAUUUGAGGAAAAACCUUACAAAUAAAUAUUUUUUUACAAAAAUUUCUGAAAAAACAUAUAAACUAUUAAGAAAACCGCAUAAAAUUAUACCGGAAAUAUGAGUUCAGGUUUUGUAACUGAAACAGAAAUCAAUGAAGCCCGCCAGCGUAGGCAGGAAGAAUGGGAAAAAGUCAGACAGCCCGAUGAACCUUUAGAACGUCCCGAGGAGCCGUACGAUGGCCGUUCUCUAUUUGAACGUUUAAAGGAGCAAAAAAUGAAAAAGGACAUGGAAUAUGAAGAGGCCCACAAAUUGAAAAAUCUAAUUAGAGGCUUAGACGAUGACGAGGUUCAAUUUUUGGAGUUGGUGGAUAAGAAUAAAAUGGAUAUGGAAAAGAAACAAAUGUUGGAAGAGGAACAAGAACUAAAAGAUUUUCGUUCGAGAGUGGCUACUUUGCAAGAAGAAUCGGUUGAUAAGAAAAUCCAAAAUGACCUUAAAACCAAAAUAAAACCACAAACCUCCACAACUACCACCGCACGUCUAUCACAAAAAUCUCUACUGGGUAUUGGUAUUAAACGUAAAAAUGGUGAAGUCAAGUCUCCAGUAGGCGACAGCAGUAAACAAGUCAAACUAGACAACAAAGAGGAGAAACCCGCCGUUACUCAGGUGAAAGAUAUUAAAGAUCUACCUUGCAUUCAAACGGACAAACUAGACAAGGGCCAAUUAAAGUGUGUAGCCAUAUUGCCAGGUUUAGGACCGUAUAAUGAAUCUAGUGAUUCGGAAAUUAGCAGUGGCAGUGAUGACGAACCUCAGGGCUGUGAGGAUAAUGGUAAAUAUGAUUUGGUGGGACGUAAACAUCCCAAAAAGAAACAUGAUCAUCAGGAUUAAAAUGGGGGAUUUUGUAGUAGUGUAUUUUUUUAAGUUUUAAUUGUUUAUUUAAUGAUUAAAAUUAAAAUAUUUAAAGAAUAAGAAUGAAUAAAAGAUAAUGCUUAUUGUACACAUAUUAA